AUGGAUAAUAAAAAAGAUACAGUUGUAAUUGUUGGAGCAGGACCUGUUGGUUUAUGGACAUCCUGCUAAUUAAUGCUAAGUAACCCUAAAUUAAAUGUUCUUGUGCUAGAAAAGAGGACAGAUUAUGUAAGAGAGCAUAUCCUUAAGCUUAAAAUAAAAUAUAUGAAAACUCCUCGUAUUAAUAAUUAAGCUUUUGAGAAUUUGAAAAAAAAAAUAGAUGGAAAAACUCCAACUAAACUAUUAGAAACUGAGCUAUAAAAUUUUGCAUAGAGUCUGAAUGUAAAAAUUAUCAAGGGAGAAGGUGUUAAAUGCCUGUAAGAUGUUUACAAACAUGUUCCUGAAAAUUAAAUUAUUGCUUUGCUUGGAUGUGAUGGUAGAAGGAGUACAGUAAGAAGUUAAAUUAUGAAAAAGUACAAAAAUGGAGAUAAAUUAAGUGCAUUCUCUAAGAUUUGGCUUCCAAUCAUGUAUCCUUUGAAUAUUAUAAACAGGAUAUGGGCUUUCAAUUUGUUAAAGAAGAAAGCAAAAAUUGAUGAGGAGUUUAAUAUGAUUGAGGAAGAAGUCUUUCUUCACUAACUUAUGUUGAAAUACUCAAUUUAAGGAAAAGGAAAAGCUUUAUCUAAAAUAUAAUAAUAUAAAACUCUUAAGCUACUAAAAUAUCCAGCAACAGAAAUAGUAGGUAAAUAUACCUAAGAAUCAGAUAAAACAGAAGCAACUUGCAUAUUUAUAGUAGAUAACGAAACAGCCUAAACAGUAAAGAAAUUCACACCAUAAAAUCCUGGAAAAUUCAAUCAACUUGAAGGAAAAGUAAAAGAAAGCGUUAAUGUUUGGAUGAAUGCUAAAUAAGAGUUAUUAGGAUAGCAUAUUAUACCUGACUCAGAAAGAUUAGUUUAUGUGCCUAUAUCAGUUUAUUGUGCUUGUGAUUUUAUAGAUUUAUAACAGUCUUUCCCUAUUGGCCUCGUUGGAGAUGCAGCUUAUGGUGUACCAUAUUUUAAAGCUUUGAACACUAGUUUAGAAUGUGGCACAAAAAUGGCAGAAAUACUAACAGACAUAAUAUAAAAAAAUAAAAAACCUUAAGAUAAAUUUAAGGAUUAUUAAAAUUAUAUGUCUGAUAAGGUUUACACUUUAUUUUCAAGCUCAAGUAUGGUAUCUCAUAACUUUAAAAUGGGAAUCUUUGCACUAAAAGUAAACAAUAGCGUACCAUGGUAAUUCAUAAAAUGGUAAAAUGGUACUUUUAAGAAAAAAUUAUUAGAAAACUUUGAUCCAAACCAUGAAGAAAACGAAGAAUAUUAAAAAAUAUAGUCUAAAUAAGAAGCAAAUCCUGAAGACUAUGGUGUUAGCUUAGAUGAAAUUUAAUAUGAAGAAAAAUUAGUUUAAUAAUAACAAUUAUUAUUUGAACAAUAGUAAUAAUAAUUGCAAAAAGAAUAUGAACAACAGUCUUAAUAUUGA
Tetrahymena thermophila SB210 is the source of this 1446-nucleotide messenger RNA. RefSeq lists its product as hypothetical. The transcript is spliced from 6 exons. Lineage: Eukaryota; Ciliophora; Oligohymenophorea; Hymenostomatida; Tetrahymenidae. The record is from RefSeq and is a predicted model, not a curated record.